CGUGGACCGAGUUUGACACGUAUUCGCGCACUAUUCUGCUACUGAAACGUUCUAUUCCGCGUAUCAGGCUCAGGGUCGCGGCCUCGCGCCCUCGCGAUACAACUUGUACUAUGCAGCAGAUAGUUCUGAUGUAAAAAUAAAACAUGGUUUAUAGCAAUAACCACAAAAUAAUUUUACAAAUACUUAUGAAUGAAGGUUUUUUAAAUGAAAAUAAAGCAAAAGAAUUCGUUAUCAAAUUAUUUAAUGAUGAUAAAGUAUCAAUAAUAAUAAAUCAAAUAAAUGAGCAAUUACAACCUUUAAAUAUGUUAAUUAAAAAAGCAUGGUGUGAAAUUACAGGCCAAAUAUAUUGGAUUUUAAUAAGCACUAUAUUUGAUGAAAUAACCAGAUUUCAAUCUGAAUUUUCAAAAGAUCAACUAACUUUAUUAAGAACUAUAUUUUCUGAAAUUAUAACAUCAAAUAAUGGAUGUAUACAAAGUACAAUAUGUUUAAAUUUAUGUUCUUUGCCAGAUAUAAAAAUAUCAAAAGCAAAAGCUGAAGAAUUUCUUAAUGAUGUAGUUAAUAAAAAAUGGUUGGCUUAUAAGGAUGGUUAUUAUUAUAUGGGUGUAAGAAGUAUAACAGAAUUAAUGCCAUACUUUAAAGCUACUUAUGAAAAUAAUUUAAAUAUUUGUAAUCUUUGCAAACAAAUAAUUUUUCAUGGUAAAAAAUGUAAUAAUUGUGAAACUUCUUUUCAUUUAUAUUGUUUAAAGAAAUUUAUUAUGAUUUAUAAUUCCAUAAAGUGUUCUAAUUGCAAUACAGUGAUUUCAGAUAUUGAUUUAUCUGGUGUAUCAGAUGACUGUGAUCUAGUAGAAGAAAGUAUGGAUAAAAUAAAAUUAUCUAAUAAAAAAUUCUUAAGAAAAAAUUGAGUAUAAUUAAACUGUAAAACAUUUUUUAUAAAUAAAUUUUAUUAUCAUAAAUAAUUCUAUUAUAAUGUUUUAAUCAUGUAUCAUCUUUUUUAUGAAGAAACACAAAUAUAAAUUUCCUAUUUGAAUAAGGAUAUUGAACAUUGUUUUUUUAUAUUUAAUUUCAAUUUAUAAUAAUAAAAUCGCUUACAAAAUUGCAUUUUGAAAUAAAUACUGACAUGUUAAAAAUGUUACUCUUAAUAAUUGUUUUCCAUAUUUUACAUUUAAAAUAUGAUCUUUUAUAAGUCAAAUUGCAUAUU
Apis florea (little honeybee) is the source of this 1198-nucleotide messenger RNA. It is a transcript of the gene Nse1, whose product is annotated as SMC5-SMC6 complex component Non-SMC element 1. Gene Ontology annotation, biological process: double-strand break repair via homologous recombination. The record is from RefSeq and is a predicted model, not a curated record. Gene Ontology annotation, cellular component: Smc5-Smc6 complex; nucleus. Lineage: Eukaryota; Metazoa; Arthropoda; Insecta; Hymenoptera; Apidae. Gene Ontology annotation, molecular function: ubiquitin-protein transferase activity.